ACAGCAGCCGUAGCUGUUCUUCUCCAUUUCUCUCUCUCUCUCUCUCUCAUUUAAAUUAUUAGGAAAGCUUUCUAGGGUUUCUCUCUCUUUGUCGGUCAGGGUGGUUGGGAUCGGGCAUCUCCCCGUGGGCACGACAAGAAAUCUCUUGUGAACUCUAGGGCUUCAAUCGUUGAAAUCGUUUCAGCGAAUCUUGUGAUCUGUAGGACGCCAUGGCGGCGAAGAGCGGAGCGCUCCUUUUGACGGAUGAUGCGAUCUUCCCCGUCCUCGCGGGUCUGUCCGCGAUCAAGAAUCUUGCGAGCGAAGUGGUUGUGGAAGAUGAUGAUGUCGUUGUUAUUACUCAAUGCGGUUCCCUAGGAGAAAAGUUGCCAAUGGAGUCAGGGUCUUUGGAUGUUGUUGUUUCGGUCUGGAAGGCACCUGAACUUGUUGGAGAGCAGUGGCUUGAAGAGAUCAGCAGAGUGUUGAAGCCUGGUGGGAGGAUCUUAAUACAGACCCCUCUGCCUUCUGCAGAGCAGGAUAAGCUGAAUUCUACACUCAAGCGCAAAUUACUCGUAUCAGGAUUCUUGGAAGUGCAAGCUUUAGAGUUGAAGUCUUUAUUAUCUCAUGAGGAUGUUCAAUCUGUAACGAUUGAAGGCAAAAAGGCAUCUUGGUCGUUGGGGUCAUCUUUCCCCAUUAAAAGAGCAGUAAAGACUGUUCCCAAGAUUCAAAUUGAUGAUGAAUCAGAUCUGAUUGAUGAAGACAGUCUCUUGACUGAGGAAGACUUGAUGAAACCACAGCUACCACCUGUUGGAGAUUGUGAAGUUGGAAGCACAAGGAAAGCUUGCAAGAACUGCGUUUGUGGUCGAGCUGAGGCAGAGGAGAAGGUGCAGAAACUGGGGCCGACCGCAGAGCAGAUCAACAAUCCUCAGUCUGCAUGCGGCAACUGUGGGCUCGGGGAUGCAUUCCGGUGCGGUGGCUGCCCUUACAAAGGUCUUCCUCCAUUCAAGUUGGGCGAAAAGGUUUCCUUACCUGGUAACUUUCUUGUGGCUGAUAUAUGAUGGUUGAGAAGAGCCAGCAUUGAAGUAGGUUGAUGUUCUUUGUCACCAUUUCUUUUUUGUUCUCACUGUUAGAUCCUUGAUUGUUGGUCUUGCACUGAAAGAAGAAUCAAACUGAUAGAAAAGAUUUGAUUUGGACAGACUUUUUGUUCUUGAUGAAUGAAGAUAAUCAAAUCUCGGUUCAU
Messenger RNA from Phoenix dactylifera (date palm), 1216 nucleotides. Lineage: Eukaryota; Viridiplantae; Streptophyta; Magnoliopsida; Arecales; Arecaceae. The record is from RefSeq and is a predicted model, not a curated record.